UCCGCGCGGGGGAGGAGAGCUCGGCUUCCCGCGCGCGCUGGUCGCCGCCUGCGCCCGCGCCCCCACGAUCCGGGGCGCAGCACCUACGCCGCUCCGCGCACAGGUUGCGCCACGUAGCCUUGACGCCUGUAACCCCCGCAGCUCCCGAGGACGCAGCGAGGAACCGAUUCUCACGCUGGAAGCGACUGGGUCGCAGGGGCGCCCCGAGGCGAAGGAGCCCCGCACGCCAUGCAGCCCCCUCCCGACUGGCCCCCGGCGUCCGGUGCCCUACGGCCUUCUCCCUUCCCGCACCCUGGACUGCACGCCCUCCACCGCCUUGCUCGAGCCUUGCUCUUCCCGGCCUACUGGGCCCUGGACCGGCUGCUGGGCCGCUGCGCGCCGGCCGCGCGCCCGAGCGGCCUGCGGUGGCUGACGGCGGCGGCGGGCGCCGGGGCCGCGCUGCUGCUGCUGCUGCUGGUCGGCCUGCCCCUGGCGCUGCCCGGCCUGCCGCUGUGGCUGCUCCUGCAGACCUGGCGCCGCCCCUUCUGCUACCAGCCGCCGCCGCAGUGCUGGGCGCCCCCAGCGCCCUGGCGCCCCCCGGCUGAGCCCGCGCGCUGCUUCAGCUUCCUCAGCGCGAACCUGUGCCUGCUCCCCGACGGGCUGGCGCGCUUCAGCAACCUGAAACACAGCCAGCGGCGCGCGGAGGCUGCGGGCGCCGCGCUGCUCGCCGGCCUGCGGCCCUCGCGCUACGGGGCCACGGGCUGCAGUCCGCCGGGGCCGGGGGCGCCCUGCGGGGUGCUGACGGCCGAGGUCCCGGCAGGUCUGGACUUCGUGUGCCUGCAGGAGGUGUUCGACCUGCGCUCGGCCCACCGCCUCGUGAGCCGCCUGGCACCCAGUCUGGGCCCGGUGCUGUACGACGUAGGCUCGUGUGGCCUGCAACGCGGGCCGCACCUCAAGCUGCUCGGCAGCGGGCUGCUGCUGGCCUCGCGCUACCCUCUGCUGCGCGCCGCCUUCCGACCCUUCCCCCACGCACGUCGCGAGGACGCGCUGGCCUCCAAGGGACUGCUUUCCACACAGGCGCAAGUGGGCAUCCUGGACGGGCGCCGCGUCGUGGGCUUCCUGCACGGCACGCACUUGCAUGCGCCAAGCGAGGAUGGGCCCUUGCGCUGUAAGCAGCUGACGCUCCUACUGGACUGGAUCGAGCAGUUUGAAGCCGAGAGCCGCCAGAGUGGCGAGGCCGUAGCCUUCAGCGUGCUCCUGGGCGACCUAAACUUCGACAACUGCUCGUUAGAGGACGCGCAGGAGCAGGAGCACCCGCUCUUCAGCCACUUCCGAGACCCCUGCCGGCUCGGCCCGCGCCGGGAUCAGCCCUGGGCCCUGGGCACGAUGCUGACCGCCUCCACCCUCCGCCACUCCGAGGCCUGCUCCCCGGAGAUGUUAAGGAGGGCCCUGGAGCAGGAGAAAGGGCGCCUCCGCUACCUGGCGGGCCCUCCGGGCGGAGGCCACCGGGCGGAGCCCUGGCGGGGCCGCCGCCUGGACUACAUCGUGCACCGGGGAGCGGCCGGAGGCCCGCUAAGCCCGGAAGCGGAACAGGUGACCUUCAGCACGGCCCUGGCGGGGCUCACAGACCACCUGGCCGUGGGACUUCGGCUCCGAGUUUCCGUGCCCUCCUGACACAGGCUCCCAGGCGACGGAUGACGACGGACGGACACGGACGCGCAGCGUC
Molecule: messenger RNA, 1705 nt
Organism: Hyaena hyaena (striped hyena)
Lineage: Eukaryota; Metazoa; Chordata; Mammalia; Carnivora; Hyaenidae
Product: sphingomyelin phosphodiesterase 5-like
Exons: 7
Coding region: 229-1653 (474 amino acids)
Biological process (GO): sphingomyelin metabolic process
Cellular component (GO): cytoplasm; extracellular region
Molecular function (GO): sphingomyelin phosphodiesterase activity
Source: RefSeq, a predicted model, not a curated record